Messenger RNA from Pieris macdunnoughi, 516 nucleotides. The record is from the annotation of a GenBank genome assembly. Lineage: Eukaryota; Metazoa; Arthropoda; Insecta; Lepidoptera; Pieridae.
AUGGGUCAAGAACAAUCACUCGCACAGGCCAGCGUUGCGCCAGUGAGGCACUAUCAAGAUAAUUACGCAAACAGAAUUCAUAGAGCAUCAUCCGUUGACCUACCAACCGACUACCAUAAAGACUACCGCAAGUUACGAAGAAGCACGGACAGUUACAAGAGCGACAAUUCUUCAACAGAAAGCAGCGGGUACAGAAGCGGUUCGAGUGCUUAUGAUCGGCGUUCAGACAGAUCAUCCAAAGCCAACUAUUACUGCAUACCACUGUAUAAAAACGAUCACUACAAAGAGAUCAAUAAAGAACUCUACAGGCAAGUCAAGAUCCCGAAAGAUAAGCGCCAUAAGCUUCAACCUUUCAAUGAUAACGAAAUAAAAAGCGAACGCAUCAAAAGUUACCUUAGCGAUACAGAAAAGGCUAAAUUAAAGCCGGCCCCAACGCCUAAGAAGGCGGGAAUACGAAAUUAUACACCUAAAAUUAUAUCUGCUGAGGAGCAGACGAAGAAAGAUAGUUGGAUAUAA